UGUGUGUGUACGUGGCACCCGUGCGUGCGUGCGAGGGAGCGAGGGAGCGCGCGGAACGGACACAUACACGCUCCCCGCGGCGCGCGCCUGGCUGCGAACGCACUCGGGCGCGAGCGGGCAGGGCAGAUGGACGCUCACGUCUCUCCGGCACUCAGCCCCAUCACCCGCGUCUCAUCUCCCCCUCCUGUCGUCUCGCGGUUUCUCCAGUCUCUCCGCCACUUCUCCAUCGCCAUAUCUCCUCCUGACUCGUCGUCUGUCCCACUACAACACCUCUCCUUCUCUCGUUCCUGCUUAAUCUCCUCCGUCUAUCCAUCGCUCUGCCUGUCUCUCUCUCUCUCUACUUUCUUACUUUCGCGUUUCUUUCUAACAACCGUACUCGCGUUGCGUUGAAACUCUCCCUUUCCCGACUCGCCGCGUCUUAGCACCAGCAGUAUAGCCAGUCCAUCACACACUCGCGACCUCCUGUCUCUCGCUCUUCACGCCUCGCACGUGUGCACUCUCUCCAACACGGAGCGGCGCAUCUCGCCUCCCGCAGCGAGCGAGAGAUUUAGAGGGAGCGAGCGCACGCGCGCGCGUGAGUGGAACGAGGAGCAGGAGAAGAAAGCGUUCGCAAGAGACAGGAGAGAGUUUGCCCACCUGCCGGCCAGCACUGCGAAUGAGCAGACGGAGACAGAGCAAGGCAGAGAGACAAACGCAGAGAGACACACAGAGAGGGACAGCGUUGUGCGCGAGCCCUUGCCCAUGGAGGAGAGAGUGCCAACGAGUCCGGGGGCUCUCGGAGGAUCAUGGAACCUGAGCCGUCUCGACUUGGCCAUCAACGGAAGCUACCCGGGCAUGCAGGAGCAUAUCGUGAGCGCCAUCGUCGUCCCCGUCAUCUUCUUCGUCAUCUUCCUGCUCGGCAUCGUGGGCAACUCGCUCGUCAUCCUCGUGCUCGUGCGCAUCAAGUUCGGCAAGUCGCACAGCAUCACCAACGUGUUCGUGCUCACCCUGAGCGUGGCCGACCUCACCUUCCUGUUCUUCUGCGUGCCCUCCGAGGCCACCUACUACUUCCUGCCCGACUGGGUGUUCGGAGCCUUCCUCUGCAAGGGCGUCCCCUACGUCUUCACCGCCUCGAUGCUCGUGAGCAUCUUCACGCUCGUGGCGAUGUCCGUGGACCGCUACAUCGCCAUCGUGCACGCGCGGCGCGCCGCCGCGGUGCGCUCCGUGCGCCGCGCGCUGGGCGCCGUGAGCGCGCUCUGGCUGCUGUCCUUGGUGCUGGCGGUGCCCAGGGCUCACUACCACACCAUCGUGGUUUACAAGGAGCACGGCAACUUCUGCUGGGAGGUGUGGAGCCACAAGAAUCUCAAGAGCACCUACAGGGCCGUCAUCUUCUCGCUCGGAUACCUGCUGCCGCUCGUGCUCAUCAGCGCGUGCUACGCACGGGUGGUCUCCCACGUGCACAGAAAGAUCCAAAACACAUCAAAAAAAUCCAUCAUGUCCAAGAGAAAGACGGCGAAGACGGUGCUCGUGCUGGUCGUGGUGUUUCUGGUGUCGUGGCUGCCGCACCACGUCAUCCUCCUGUGGGUCGAAUUCGGCUCCUUCCCGCUCACGAACGCCUCCUUCGCGUUCCGCAUCGUGGCCCACUGCCUCUCGUACGGCAACUCGUGCGUCAACCCCUUCAUCUACGGCUUCCUGUCGCAGAACUUCCGCGAGGCCUACCGCCAGCUGCUGCGCUGUGAGGGCCGCGCGGUCGGCGGCGGAGGAGGAGGAGGAGGCGGUGGCGGCGGCGGAGGAGUCAUCGGAGGGGUCGGAGGCGUUCCGCGCGUGUCCGUGACGGCGCGCUCCGUGCACUACCGCAACGACCACACGUCCGGGGGAACGCUGUCACUCACCUGCCUAUAGACCCCCCCCGCCACCACUCAGCUCCACUGAUAUCCCCACCACCACCCUAUCCCCCUCCACUUCCCACCCCCACCGUGUCUCAGCUGCCACCGCGCCAUCGUGAAGGUGGUUGCGACGGACGAAUGAACGCGGGCAGAAUGAACAAAUUGCGAUGAGGGUUUUUGUUCUUCUUCAGCUCGGGUUGUAACUGUGUUGUUCGUAUCUUCUUUGGUCAUUUGCUCACUGGUCUCACAAUGGCGCUGUCAGUGCUAUGAUGUUAGACGGAUCGAACGCUCAGUGCGUGUGUUCGGGAAUGGCACCGUGGAAUGAGACAUUGUAGAACUGCCUCUGGAAAUCCUCACAAGUGACCUUUUUUUUAACAAUCUCUGCUACCACAGCAACGUCAGUCAAGUGGCAAUCAAACUGGCAUUAUUGAAUUGUCAGAGCUGAGCGUUGAGCCAAAUUAAGUAAAACAAAAUCAAACAUAGCGUGAUGUGUUUGUGAAGUCAUUGGUGACCAGCCUUUAGACCACCAUCUCACUACACUCGUGAACCCAUUUUAAUCACGGAGAGCUGAAACCCGGAUUCAAACCCUAGGAUCUCAGCGGUAUCCUCUGAGCAUUCUCUCUUACCCCUGAAGGUUGCUCUUGGGACGGACUUGGCCCAGACAUUGGGAUGUGUAAUUGUGUUUCAGUGGUCUUGGGUGUCCCGACUGAUGCAGCAGGAUCAUCGAACGCCUCCGCUUUCAAGAGUAUGGAACAAAAGCUGGAAAGUGUUCAGGGAAGCAUGGAGGGGAUACGUGCAUUCGACAAUAUACGGAGUUGUAUUAGUACGGUUGGCUAGGUACGUUGCGAAAGAAGUUAUACAUACAUAUGUAGUGAUGCACUUCACAGACACUAGAAUGGGAGGCACUCUGUUGAUUAAGGCCCUCUCAGGCACUGGGAGUCCUCCACGGGGUCCCCCAUUAAUUUCCCCUCGGCCACGCCCCCCUUCCAGGACCUACCAGAAGGUUCUCGGGCUUUUUCUCACCUACCCCCUCUGUCACCUUGUCCCCGCAUCCUUUCCUUUCGCCUAUCCCCUGACCUGCUGGCCGACAGGGCUGCUACAGCAGCAGGUCCUCUUUUUGCCAGCAACCUGCGCUACCCGCCAUAGUGAUCCAUUCCAUGUCAUUAAACAUACAUGAAAGACACAAUUUUGACUUAAGAAAAGCAAGUGGGCUCGGUCAUGAGACAUCGUUAGAGAUAGGGGUGAUGGCUGCUGGUCAAGACCAAAGAUGGAGUGGUAGCCAAGGGAGAGAAUGCACCCGAGAGGACGUCCACAGAGGAGAUGAAGCGAUGAUUGUUUUUAGACGCAGAGGACACGAACACCUGGACACAUCUGGUGACCGGCCUUCUUCAGGAAAUAUGGAGCUUUAAGGUCUUGGCAGUGGGUGGAUAUGCGCAUUUACUGUGUGGACAUCCACGGGUCUUAUCAGUUUGCCGAAUGUGACUGCUCUAUUAAACCUGCUGUCAUGAAUAUGACUGAACGUGAAUAAUCCUUUUGGAGAUAGGAGUCCAGCAAAGCUGAUGCAUCACGAAUUCCUGCAUGUGUAAAUCAGCCCAACGGGAAUGUUUAAUGGGGUUUUUUUUAUUGAUGCCAUGACAAAUGUGAAUACAUGUGAAUUAUCAACUAAUGUUUGUAAGAUAAAUCAUCGUGGUUGCUUGAUGUAUAGACUGCUCCCCACCGCCGAAAUGUGGAAUUGUCAUCACUGACUCUGGGAUAAUUCCACAACGUUCAAAACUCAUGAAACUCAUGAACGCGUGACACUCCUUUGAGGAUGGUGACAGUUUAAUUUGUGCGUGGCAUUUUUUCCCAAAUGCUUGUUUCAUUUAAAAAAAAAUACUCAGAAUUAACCCCCCAUUUCCAAUUGCAUUGUCUUACUUUUUCACAGCAUUCCUACAACAACAGGAACAACAGGAACGUGCGUUUAUAUUGUGGCCAUACUUUUUGGGGGUUUUAACCUAGGGGACCCCCUGAUGGCAACUGUCCUCUGAAUCAUAUCCCCUUGUGAUCCACGGGACCUGCGUUGAAGACCUUUGCGACAUGAAGCGACAGCCGAGGUGGAAAACGAGCGCGCAACAUUUCGGCACAGCGGACGUGAGGAUGCACAGAUGGAUGUAUUUACUUAUUUAUUUACUUCGCUCUUGCUCCAUUCCCUAAAGGACCAGGCCCUGGAGCGCACCACCCUCGCCAUCGCAAACCGCAUCAGGAGGCGUUGAUCGGUGUUGAUUGACGGACACGACAAUCCGUGUUCGCGGACGCGAGGUGUGUGAUGUAAAUGAGCCGAUAUGAAUCGUGCGGGCGAAUUGAUCGUCAGCGGAGGGAGCGUUCGACCGCGAUGCUCCCCCGUGAAUGGGGGUGAGGGGGCUAUCGAUCGAGGCCGUGGGGGGGGGGGGGGGGCAUGCCAAUACGUCCCACUGACCGAAACCGCUCUCUCCGCACUAAUAGAGCAUAUAAACAUCCAGGCGGCAUGCUCACAGCAUGGAGCUGCCGUUGUAAUCGCCACCAACGCGCCCCGUCGCGUCGGAUUUUGUGAAGCUAAGCAGGGCGGAGCCUGCUGUGUACACGGACGGGAGGCUGCUUGAGAAUGCCAGCUGGUGUAGGUGUGUGUGUGUGUGUGCUGCGAGUCAACCAGGAAAUAGCAGUGCAGAAAUAGGUUCUUGAAUCAAUCAAUGCGGAGCUUCGGUGCGUUACCCACCUGAAUUUUUCCGGGUACCCUAGUUCCCUACAACAGGAAGCUAAACACGAAUGGACAUGGCCAACUUCCCAAUGGAGGACGCUCCUCCUGAAAAAGAUUCUCGGUGAGACUUUCUUGGUUUAAAAAAAAAUCAUCGUCAUUUUUUUAUAACAGUACGGUAAAAAAUGGUCUGCUGUUAUUCAUCCCACCACUGAAUUCCGACCUUCCAACACCGUGCUGGUCAUCGAAAAAAUGUAACCAUACUUCACCACGCUGGUCAGCAUGGGUUGGUGAAGGGUCAGGGGUUUGCCAAUAACCGUUCAGAUGUCACUUCGCCACUGAUGUUAGCUGGGUUCAAAACGUGAUGUACGCUAACCACUGCAUGCACUGUUCCACUACUGAAACCCCAGAAGGCCAUAUAUAUUCGUGAUUAAAUGAGAUUUUUGUUUUAAUGUC
Messenger RNA from Petromyzon marinus (sea lamprey), 5031 nucleotides. Its product is annotated as galanin receptor type 1-like. Gene Ontology annotation, cellular component: plasma membrane. Gene Ontology annotation, biological process: G protein-coupled receptor signaling pathway. NCBI's taxonomy places the organism in Eukaryota, Metazoa, Chordata, Hyperoartia, Petromyzontiformes, Petromyzontidae. Gene Ontology annotation, molecular function: G protein-coupled receptor activity. The record is from RefSeq and is a predicted model, not a curated record.